This is a messenger RNA of Amphimedon queenslandica, 478 nucleotides long. RefSeq names its product protein boule-like. NCBI's taxonomy places the organism in Eukaryota, Metazoa, Porifera, Demospongiae, Haplosclerida, Niphatidae. Bases 25 to 339 code for a protein of 104 amino acids. The transcript has 4 exons. The record is from RefSeq and is a predicted model, not a curated record. Gene Ontology annotation, molecular function: RNA binding.
UACUCCCGGAUAUCUCUUUUCAAGAUGGCUGUAAAUCGAGCUGUAGCUGGCGAGCUGAAUAGAGCUAGAUUCUUUGUAAGAGGUCUACCUUGGUCCACAUGUGAAGAAUCUUUAAAAUCUUUUUUCUCUCGUUAUGGAAACGUAAAAAAAGCAACAGUCAUUUUCGACAAAAAUAGUGGUUUAUCGAAACAAUAUGGAUUUGUUGAAAUGAAAACUGUUGAAGAGGCGGAGAGAAUCAUUGCGAUGAAAAGUUUUUAUCUCACAAAGGGAAGAAGAGUUGAAGUAGCCGAGGCUAUGCAUAAAAAAUACGAUACUGAUACAAGAUUUGAUCUUUAUUGACUGUUACCCGAACCAUAGUGGCAUUCACUCUUGAGUAAUAUUGAAAAUCAAAUAUUAUUGAGAAUUAUUGUAUAAUAUUAAUAAUAUUAUUAAUAAUGAUUGAUAACUUAAUCAUUGUUAAUCAAUCUAUCGAUUUUCC